Messenger RNA from Aureobasidium pullulans EXF-150, 988 nucleotides. RefSeq lists its product as uncharacterized. The coding region runs from base 304 to 882 and encodes 192 amino acids. Lineage: Eukaryota; Fungi; Ascomycota; Dothideomycetes; Dothideales; Saccotheciaceae. The record is from RefSeq and is a predicted model, not a curated record. The transcript has a single exon.
UCAGGACCAGGUCUCGACGCUUAACAUGCCCCGCGCUGAUUCGAAAUGUCUACUGAAGCAUGUCCAACCCUACUCAUGGCAAAAGUGGAUUGCAUUCCUGCCCGAGACGCAUGAACUGAUGGCGGACGAGGUUACCCGUCCUUCUCGACAAAGACAGACCACAUGCAAGCUCUGUUUACUCUACAAUGUUUAGCUGAAUUUCCGUCUUUUUACUCAAUACUCUCUCAUCCUGUUGACCGUCCUCAGUCAUCGUUUCUGUUCAUUCUGCGGCACAGCAGCUGCUGAUCGACAUUGCAUAGGUGGAUGGUUACACAAGUCUUGGUCUUCAAGACCCACUUGCGGAAACCAUUACAAGAACCAACUCACCGCCUCUCCUUCUGGUCGACUGUCUCGCAGUCUCAAGCAAGCAAGCAAUCAACCAAUAUGAGUAAACUUAACGGCAUUGUUCAAGCUCUUCGGACAUCUCGAUCUGUGAGAACGUUGUUCUGUCCCAUGAACAACAUCCUCCGCAAGCCUUGCGAUAGUCACGGACUGCCCGCUUUGUCUGCAGGUUUCCAUCGCAUCGCUAGCCGCUCGGUGUAUACAAGCUCUUCCUCAUCGGAUCUGGGAACGGACAUUCUACCUCAUGUACACACAGAUCCUGUAGGAGCAUUUCAUGCUCAUCUUCGUUGUGGAACUUUGAGCCGAUACAUAGCCACUGCGUGUCUGGAGGCAGCAGACCUUACAAACCGUGCAGAUGGUCAUUUGGGAGCUGCGACCAUCAAUUGGCUCUGGGACGACCACGAACACAUUCACUGGCUCAAGUAUUGCCGCCUGCUCCCACACAUGACGAGUUUACUGGUACGUGAGGGGCAAGAAGAAAUGCUAUGGGACUGGAUGUAACAGCAGCCAGUGCGACGACCAAAAUCUUCAAAGCCCGUCUACAGCCUUGGAUGGAGAGCGUACGUCCUGGAGCUGUUGGUUCUGAUCAUGACCAGCUAAGCAGCUA